AUGGCCGAAAACGCUCAAGCCUCGGCUCCGUCUUCUCUCCCUCCCGCGCCUCAGUCCACUGUCGGUCAAAAUCAACAGUACGAUACUCCUCAGGGCAACGGCCAGGGCAACCAGUCCCACAUGCCCCCGCCCCCGCGCCCUCCUGUGAUCAUUCCCCAAAAUACCAACCCGAUUCCUACCGCCAUGACCUCUCCCAUGUCUGGAGUCGCUAUGAUGUCCCCAACAAGUGCUGGUGGAUAUGUCCGCCGAGCGGCUCCUGAACCAAACAAGAGAGCCCUGUAUGUGGGUGGGCUAGAUCCGAGGGUCACUGAGGACAUCCUAAAGCAAAUCUUUGAAACCACUGGCCACGUGGUCAGCGUGAAGAUCAUUCCUGACAAGAAUGGACAAUUCACCACCAAGGGCCACAACUACGGUUUCGUUGAGUUUGACGACCCAGGUGCGGCCGAGAGGGCCAUGCAAACCCUGAAUGGUCGCCGAAUCCACCAAUCGGAAAUUCGUGUCAACUGGGCGUACCAGUCCAACAGCACGAGCAAGGAGGAUACUUCUAACCACUUCCAUAUCUUUGUCGGCGACUUGAGCAAUGAAGUCAACGAUGAGGUGCUGACUCAAGCAUUCUCUGCUUUCGGUUCAGUAUCCGAAGCACGUGUGAUGUGGGAUAUGAAGACUGGUCGCUCCCGUGGAUACGGCUUUGUUGCUUUCCGCGAUCGCGCAGAGGCAGACAAGGCCCUCAACUCGAUGGAUGGUGAAUGGCUUGGCUCUCGUGCCAUCCGUUGCAAUUGGGCCAACCAGAAGGGUCAGCCUUCAAUCUCCCAGCAGCAGGCCCUGGUUGCUAUGGGAAUGACGCCUACUACUCCUUUCGGACACCACCACUUCCCAACCCAUGGUAUUCAGAGCUACGAUAUGGUUGCUCAACAGACUCCCCAGUGGCAGACUACUUGCUAUGUGGGCAACCUCACCCCGUAUACCACCCAGAACGACUUGGUUCCCCUGUUCCAGAAUUUCGGCUAUGUCCUUGAAACUCGACUCCAGGCCGAUCGUGGCUUUGCAUUCGUGAAGAUGGAUUCGCACGAAAAUGCUGCCUCUGCGAUCUGCCAACUGAACGGUUACAACGUCAACGGCCGACCUCUGAAAUGCAGUUGGGGUAAGGAUCGCCCUCCUACCGGCCAGUUCGACAACUUCUCUCCCCAGCAAGGCAAUGCUGCCCCCUUCAACAACAGCCCUGUUGGUUUCUUCCCUCAAUACGGUGGUCCCGCAAAUCCCAUGAAUCAAGGUCCUGCCCCUGCUGGUCGAGGCUGGGAUCAACAACCCAACAACUUCAAUGGACCUGCCAUGGCUGGCCAGGGCUACGCCCAGGCAGGUAAUGCCGGGGGCUAUGGCCGUGGCCAGCCCAUGUCCCCGUCCGGCAACUGGGACCAGUCCAACAACUUCAACGGAGGCUACCAGGCGUAG
Penicillium griseofulvum is the source of this 1449-nucleotide messenger RNA. RefSeq lists its product as uncharacterized. The record is from RefSeq and is a predicted model, not a curated record. The transcript has 5 exons. Lineage: Eukaryota; Fungi; Ascomycota; Eurotiomycetes; Eurotiales; Aspergillaceae. The coding region runs from base 1 to 1449 and encodes 482 amino acids. Gene Ontology annotation, molecular function: RNA binding.